AUGGAUGACGACCCUAACUUAUUACCUGGGGCGAAGCUCAUGAGCGAAUUGCCAAGACAGAGAUACAAAGUCGAGUUAAAACCAGAUGACAUCAAUAUUGUCUCAUGGAAAAAGUUAACAAAGGAAAAAGCUCAACAAACUAGCCAAAGUGAGCAAAAACCACAGCCUGACAAUAUUGAGCAAAAACCACGUAAUUAUUUCAGUGCAGUUCUUGAAAGAAUGGAGAACAUUUACCGGGGAGUUGAUAGCAGUGAUGAGGAGGGAGAAAAUGUUGGUGAAGGUGGUGCUAUGGAUUAUUAUGAUUGUGACGACUCUUUUAUAGACGAUUCUGAGUUAAAUGAGUACUACAAACUGGAGAAAACAAAAUCUAAGUACAGUGGGUUUUAUAUAGAAAGGAGGUCCCCAGAGGAAGAUAAAGAGCCCGGUUCCCUUCCUGUGGGCGAAUCAUCAAAAAAGAAGAGGAAAAGAAUCUCCAUGGAGGAAAUCCCCAAAAAAAGACCAAAGAAGAGGGUGCGUCGAAUGAUAUCUUCUCCUGCAAAAGAAGCCAUGAAUAAGGUUAUGGGUCAUGAUAUGGAUGAGCUUGAUGAUACUAAGAUAAAAACUUCCAUGGAGGAAAUCCCAAAAAAAAGACCAAAGAAGAGGGUGAGUCGCAUGCAAAUAUCUUCUCCUGCAAAUGAAGCCAUGGAUAAGGUUGUGGGUUAUGAUAGGGAUGAGCUUGAUGAUAGUAAGAUAAACAAAGAGUUAGGUUCCACUUCCACUGGUGUUUUAGGAUCGGAUAGGUGCAAAGAAGUGGGCAAUGUUAGGAAGAGGGAAAAAAAUUCCAUGGUGGAAAUCCCAAAAAAAAGACCAAAGACGAGGGCGAGUCAAAUGCAAAUACCUUCUCCUACAAAUGAAGCCAUGGAUAAAGCUGUGGAUCGUGAUAUGGAUGAGCUUGAGGAUACUAAGAUAAAUAAAGAGUUGGGUUCUACUUCCACUGGUGUCUUAGGAUCAGAUGGGUGCAAAGAAGUGGGCAAUGUUAGUGCAUCUAAUGUCAAAGACGAUGAGCCUGAGUUUUCAAAUAUGUUGGAGAAGGCAUUCGUUGAUUUAGAAAGUGCUGUUGUAGAGUCAAGUGCACAACAGGCUGAUAUGAGUCAGGUAGCUGGUUCAUCUGAAGGAGGGGGUAGUAAGAGAAGGUAUUUGCCUCCUGGUGUGAAGCAAAGGCUUAAUGAAGUUGCCAGUUUAGCCAUUGCAAAGUAUGGGGAAGUACCAGGUCAUAUUUCUGAUAGGCUACACAGCAUUUUAGGGCACAUCAUGCAACGAAGAAACUUAACAAGAUGGUUCAGGAGAAUGGUGAAAAAACAUGACGAUGCUUUGCAAAAAGGUACUGAGGCUUAUGGAAGUAGUGACCAAGAUACUGAUGCCUUGCAGAAAACUGAUGGAGUCAAGGAAAGGAAUGAGGAUGAGGAUGAGGAUGAGACAGACGAACUUUAA
Messenger RNA from Cryptomeria japonica (Japanese cedar), 1470 nucleotides. Its product is annotated as ubinuclein-1-like. NCBI's taxonomy places the organism in Eukaryota, Viridiplantae, Streptophyta, Pinopsida, Cupressales, Cupressaceae. The record is from RefSeq and is a predicted model, not a curated record. The coding region runs from base 1 to 1470 and encodes 489 amino acids. Gene Ontology annotation, cellular component: nucleus. The transcript is spliced from 2 exons.